This is a messenger RNA of Trematomus bernacchii (emerald rockcod), 5984 nucleotides long. RefSeq names its product tenascin. NCBI's taxonomy places the organism in Eukaryota, Metazoa, Chordata, Actinopteri, Perciformes, Nototheniidae. The record is from RefSeq and is a predicted model, not a curated record. The coding region runs from base 1 to 3816 and encodes 1271 amino acids. The transcript has 18 exons. Gene Ontology annotation, molecular function: protein binding.
AUGUUUUCCUUCAUCCCCUCCCUCCUCCUACUCCUCUGCCUCCUACUCCUCCCCCCGGCUGCUCCCACCCUCCUGACCCCAUCGCCCCCCCGUGAGCUACAGGUCAGAGAUCAAUGGAUUCCGAGGGACAACAAGCAGGACUCCUUCAAGGUGGUGAUCUCCGAGGGCUGCGUCACUCAGGGAGAUUCAUCUGAUGCCAGCGAGGGAGGUAAAGAAAUAGACCUGACUGCCGGUUCCUCUCUGGUUCUGACCCAUAAGAUCAAACUGGUUCCGUCAGGUUUUGGGUCGGGAUCCGGGUCUUGUGGUUGUGAGGCGGACUUUGCUGCCCUGCGAGAGCGUCUGGAGAGGCUGGAGAGGGAGGUGUCGUCCCUCAGGGAGAAGUGUGGAGGACCUGAGGGGGGCUGCUGCACCUCCAAAGAGAGCAAAGGUGCAGGCUGCUCCAUUAAAACGGAGACGGACGAGUGUCCCAACGAGUGCAGUGAUCAGGGUCGCUGUGUGGACGGGAAGUGUGUCUGCUUCCCUGGCUUCAGCGGACCGGACUGCAGCGAGUCCGACUGUCCCGGAAACUGCAACGACAAAGGCCGGUGCGCCAACGGACAGUGUGUGUGCGACCCUGGCUUCACCGGCCCCGACUGCUCUGAGAACUCCUGUCCGGGCAACUGCAACAACCAGGGCCAGUGUGUGAACGGCAAGUGUGUGUGCAGUGAAGGCUUCUCCGGUCCCAGCUGCUCGGACCAAUCCUGUCCCGGAAACUGCAACAACAAGGGCCGCUGCGUCAACGGACAGUGUGUGUGCGACCCUGGCUUCACCGGCCCCGACUGCUCUGAGAACUCCUGUCCGGGCAACUGCAACAACCAGGGCCAGUGUGUGAACGGCAAGUGUGUGUGCAGUGAAGGCUUCUCCGGUCCCAGCUGCUCGGACCAAUCCUGUCCCGGAAACUGCAACAACAAGGGCCGCUGCGUCAACGGACAGUGUCUGUGCAAACCUGGGUUUACCGGCCCGGACUGCUCCCAGAGGGCUUGUCCGGACAACUGCAGUGACCGAGGUCGGUGUGUGAACGGUAAAUGUGUGUGUGACAGCGGGUUCACCGGUGCGGACUGCUCUGAGAACUCAUGCCCAGGAAACUGCAACAACAAGGGGCGCUGCGUGAACGGACAGUGUGUGUGUAACCCCGGGUUCACCGGACCAGAUUGUUCCAAAAGAUCAUGUCCUGAUAACUGCAACAACCGCGGGAGGUGUGUGAACGGUCAAUGUGAGUGCGAAAACGGAUUCACCGGUCCCAGCUGCUCGGACGAGUCCUGUCCUGGAAACUGCAACAAUAGGGGGCGCUGUGUCAACGGAGAGUGCGUCUGCGAUGAAGGAUUUGGCGGCCCGGACUGCCUCGAAAUAACUUGCCCGAACGACUGUACCGAUCGCGGCAAGUGCGCGGACGGAAGGUGUGAGUGCGAAAGCGGUUUCACCGGAGAAGACUGCUCGCAGGUGUCCUGCCCGGGAAACUGCAACAGUAGGGGGCGCUGCGUUACCGGACAGUGCGUCUGCGAUGACGGUUUCACCGGAUCGGACUGCUCUGAAAAAGCUUGUCCCAAUAACUGCAGCAACCGCGGGAAGUGCGUCAACGGGAAGUGUGUCUGCGAGGUGGGCUUCGCCGGGCAGGACUGCGGCGCCAAAGGUUGCCCCGGUAACUGCAACAGCAAGGGGCGCUGCGUCAAAGGGAAGUGUGUCUGCCGCCGAGGGUUCAAAGGGCCGGACUGUAGCCAGUGUGAAGACGGCAUGACUGGACCCAACUGUGAUACUGCCAUGUCGGGGGUCUCUCAGCUGAGCACCAGGGACAUCACAGAGACGGAUGUGACUCUGUUCUGGACCCCCCCCCACGUCCAGUAUGACACCUACCACCUGACCUUCAGCAGCCAGAAGGAGAGUGAGCAGCAGAUCAGUGUGCAGGUGGGGGGCAGCCUGACCUCCUUCACCCAGACGGGCCUGGCAGCCGGUCAGGAGUACACCGUCAGCAUGAGCGGAGAGAUGGAGGGCAGGAGGGGGGCCGAAAGGACGGCGCAGUUCAUGACCCUCAUCUCCGGUCCUACUAAUCUCAGAGUCGUCAAAACAACCUCCACUACUGCAGUGGUCCAAUGGGAGCAUUCGCAGGGUGAGAUUGACAGGUACCGUUUGACCGUCACGCCCAGCGACGGAAAAGGAAGGAGUCAAGAGUUGACCAUCCCACCUGGUCAAGACUCCGCCCACAUUGAGCAGCUGGAGGCAGGGCGUUUGUAUGACAUCAUACUCGAAGCUGAGAAGGGCACGAGUCGGAGCAAACCAGCGACCACUCAGGUUACCCCGGGCCCGGAGCCUCCGAAAGACCUCGUCUUCAGUGAGGUGACAGAGAACUCUCUGACGGUGUCCUGGACCAAACCCAAGAGUCCCAUCAGUGGAUUCAAGGUCACCUACACCAGCAUAAAGGACGGUGAGCCGGUGUCAGUGUCCAUAGACAGAGGCGACUCCACCCUCGGCCUAUCACAGCUCUCCCCUGGUUCUUCUUACGAGGUCAGCGUGGUCUCCAUCCUCGGGCUGGACGAGAGCGACCCCAUCACAGACUUUUUCAUGACAUUGCCUGACCCGCCUACAGACCUCCGGGCCGUGAACGUCACCGACACCAAGGCCUUGUUGCUGUGGCGACCAGCGUUGGCUGCUGUGGAUAAAUACGCCAUUGUUUACGGCUCUGGGACAGACUCAGAGCUGAGGGUCACGGUGUCUGGGAACGCAGCGGAGCAGCAGCUCAGCGGCCUGCAGGGCUCCACCACCUACACCGUCACCAUCAGCAGCCAGCUGGGCAGCAAGGAGAGCUCAGAGGCCUCCACCAGCUUCACCACCACCUCAGGCUCUGGAGGUGAUGGAGACGGGUUUGGCGAUCUCCAGUCCAAAGACGUGACCCCUCGCACAGCACGGUUGUCAUGGAAACCACCUACAAAGCCUGCAGGCAGCUAUAGACUGACUUAUCAGACUGAGGGUCAAGAAGUGAAGGAAGUGGUCGUGGACGGCUCUGUGACAGAGUUCAACCUGAGCAGACUCCACCCCUCGUCCAGAUACACGGUGCAGCUCCAGGCGGAGAGCGGAGGGCGGAACACCGCCCCCCUCUCCACCCACUUCACCACCGGCACCCUGAGGUUCCCCUUCCCCACAGACUGCUCUCAGGAGCUGCUGAAUGACAUCCUGACGUCAGGAGAGGUGGAUAUCUUCCCUCAGGGGAGAUCUGGGCCCCCAGUGAUGGUGUACUGUGACAUGGAGACGGACGGAGGCGGCUGGACGGUGUUCCAGAGGAGGAAGGAUGGCUCUGUGGAUUUCUUCAGAGGAUGGAAGGAGUACAUUAAAGGAUUUGGGAGUCUGAGUGGAGAGUUUUGGCUGGGACUGGACAACCUCUACAACCUGACCUCCAUGACCAAGAUGACCCUGAGAGUCGACCUGCGAGACCAAGACGAGGCCGCGUUCGCCAAAUACUCCACCUUCGAGCUGGUGAAGAGGAACUACAAACUUAUCGUGGGCGGAUACAGCGGCACUGCAGGGGACUCUCUCAGUUAUCACAGCCAGCGGAUCUUCUCCACCAAAGACCGGGACCUGGCGCCCUUCAUCACCCGCUGUGCCAUGUCCUACCGAGGAGGCUGGUGGUACAAGAACUGCCACGAGGCCAACCUCAACGGGGUCUACGGCAAGGACACCAAUCACCAGGGUGUGAUCUGGACCACCUGGAAAGGAAAAGAGUUUUCCAUCGCGUUUGCUGAGAUGAAGAUGAGGCCAGCGGCCUUCAGUCCUCCAAACAGAGGAUGAGGACGAGAACGAUCCUAAUGAAAUAAUGAACUGCUUACCAUGAUGCGUGAUGGACAGCAGUGUGUAUAUACAUGUGCAAACACACGUGUGUGUUCAAACACUCUCGAUUUAGCCUCGCUCUGGCCUCAGAGGAGACAAAGACGUAUUUUUUCAUUUGUAUAGAGGUCAUUUAUCAGUAUGUUAAUGUAGGUUGUACAGGUUUUAUCUUUUCAAAGCAGGGCUUCUCUAACUGUCUCUACAUGUACAUUUAAAGUGUCAGUUUACCCAAAAUACAACAACACAUAUGUUACCGUUCAAAAGUUUGAAUCUCCUACCAAAAACACAUGAUUUGGUCCAGUCAUAUCUGAGAAGAGACUCCGUACGCUGUCCAAUAGUUCAAGCAGACAAUUAAAAUGGGGAUCAGAAAAGAAAACGGGCUAUUUGGAGUGCCUUCAAUCUCAUAAACUGCGAUAUAAGACAACCCAGUCCGUUUUGGGGGGCUACGGGUCAGAUAACAUGGGAUUUAAGCCAUUCAGAUUUGGCUCCCCUUUCCAUGUUACAUGCAGGCCUAUUAGACUAUAAUAAUGUGUUUUAUGAACAUUAAAACUGCAGUUGCCAACGUACUUUUCGCAUCUUUUGCCAAAGAUUUUAUAAUACCCUCUCAGCAUAUUGUAAUUCAAGUGGUCUGAGAGAAAACUUUACCCCUGCACCUCCUCAUCGCUCUGUUUUUUAGGAUUUAGAAAAUCUUGCCUGAGACUUAAGCUAACCAAAGGCUAUUUUAUUGAGGCAAGCAGAGUUUCUGCUUGCUCUUCUACAUAUACAUAAUGUCUGUCCACAUCCCUUAGUGAAAGGCUAUGCAGCUAGUGAUGGAGAGAAAAUGGCUGCUGUCGUGACUCGUGAGCUAACGUUAACGUCAAGGCUAAGUUACAGAUGCUACGGGUUAGCAUCAGGUUAAACUUUAAGCAACAUUUGUUCUACAUCUCAGUAUGUAAUCUUAAAAGGGCUCUUCAGGCCCACACGUUUUCAAAGAACACAGGCAUCUGGAUCACAUCAGCAUGUGACGGAUGAUGUUUGAAAUGAAUGAUAAGUACGCACGGAGAGUGCCAGGAGAAGGUCUGUAUGGUUGAGCAGGAAUGAGUCCUUAUACACAGAAAUGAGUUAGCAUUAUACCACAUGCAGUUCCUUUUUCUUGAAGUCAACAGUUUUUAUGUUUUUGGUUCAAUGCUUGAAAUAAGGUCAGCGGUUAACACAAGCUUCACAUUUUGUAAACAAACAUUAGCCGCCUUUAGCUUAGCGGUGGUAACGUGAAAUCAUGUGACGUAGUUUCGUUUAUAACAUAAUAUUAGCUUUUUACUUCUGCCAAUUGCGCUGGAGUUUAUUCUGUUGAAAAAAAUGUUUACGGUAUCAUAAACGUGUGUUUGCCAAAGAUGUUGUUAUCUACAAAAUUCAAAACUCCAGUGGAAAAAUCCCUUUGCUUUUUGUCGAGGGAGCCUACAAAAAAACGCCAUCACUGUACCACUCUCUAUUGUAACUGGAACAGGGACUAUCAGCUCAAGAUAUCAAAGAAUAACAAAUCACAUUUUAAUCCUCUUCAAUGUAACCACUGAGUAGCCUGCAGGUAGCCUGAAGAAUGAUAACUCUAUAUUUAGAACCCAAUUGCACCGUUGUGCUUCAAUAAUAAUCGAGGGUCCCCUUUGCUUGGAACAUUUUCCUUUUAUAUCAUAUGGGGCCGAAAUUGUUUCAAAUACAAAAAUGACAUUUGGCGUCUGACUUAUAUUGAUUGUAUCUACAUUUAAAAGGCCCAAUAUGAAAAAAGAAAAAUCUGAUUAUCCACUUUUUGAACGGUUAUAUAUUUUCAAGCCAAGAGGGUAGUUUUGGUUUUGUGUGCUGACCUUUUGAGACAUUUGAAACUUCACAUUUAAUGCAGGAUCACUUUUUCAUCAUGUGAUAUGUACUAUCUGGUGUUUUCAGCACUUUAACCACAUUUAGUUUUUUAGAAUUAUGUACCACAACUACAACUUCUCAGUGUUUUUGUAUGUGUUUUGUAAAUAAAUAUCAGCCAGUUUUCAAAGAGUUAUACAUGCAGUAAAAUACAGAAUCAUUAUUAUAUCUUGUUGCUGGCCGCUGGUCGUGUAAAAUCCUUUUCUCUGCAAAAUGUUUACUAUUCAGGAAAUAAAUAAUUGUUUUGA